AGAAGCAUGGGAUGAACAAUUUGCUCGUCAUCGUAAUAUUGCUUUCAAAAAAUUCACCAGGCGUCUUCCGAAUAUUUCUGAGCAAAUAAAAAAUAAACAAUUCGAUAUAUUUUCCGAAUCCACUAAAUUUGGACCAAUGGAACACAACUCGCUUUUAGAAUCACUGGCCGAUCCCGGGGAUGGUUAUACCGUACCAACUGAAAAUCCAACUACACAAGAAAUGGACGCAACUUCUGAUAUAUCUACACAAGAAGGGAAUGCUUCUGUAACGCCUCUAGUUUUAUCAGAUGAUUUGCAGAGGAUUCAUGAUAAAUUGUCCACAUCGUCGCGAUAUAUCGUAAAUUAG
Funneliformis geosporum is the source of this 346-nucleotide messenger RNA. The record is from the annotation of a GenBank genome assembly. Lineage: Eukaryota; Fungi; Glomeromycota; Glomeromycetes; Glomerales; Glomeraceae.